AUGAGCAGCCAAAGGGUUCCCAUCGAGCCUCAGCGCGUCGACGCGCCAUUAACCUCAUCCGCGACCUUCCUCGUGGUAACAGCAACCGACAAACCCAAUUCGAUCAAAACAAUCCGUUCAGCCCUCGCCGGCUUGGACAGUCUCGCAAAGAACGUCUCAAUUCGCGACUUAAGCGCUCAGUUCGCCUGCACAGUGGGCAUCGGCAGUAACAUAUGGGACAAACUAACCGGGCUCCCUCGACCAACGGAACUGCACCCCUUCAAAGAGAUCAAGGGAUCCAAACACACAGCACUUUCCACACCAGGCGAUCUCCUCUUCCACAUCCGCGCCGAGCGCCGAGAUCUCAGCUUCGAAUUCGAGCGCCAGCUGAUGGACCAAUUGGGCGAUUCGGUGUCCGUAGUCGACGAAACGGUCGGAUUCCGCUACUUCGAUGUCCGCGAUCUACUCGGCUUCGUAGACGGAACUGCCAAUCCCGUUGGACCGGCCGUUCCAUCCUCUGUUCUUGUCGCAGCGGAAGACGAUUCCUCGGCGCAGGGCGGCAGUUAUAUUGUUGUGCAGAAGUAUACGCACGAUCUUGAAGCGUGGAAGAAGCUUCCGGUGGAGAUGCAGGAGAAGAUUAUUGGACGGACGAAAUUGGAGAAUGUGGAGUUGGAUGAUGCGGAGUCGGGGCAGCGGUCUCAUAAGACGCUUAAUACUAUUGAGGACGAAGAGGGGAAUGAGCAUGACAUCUUGCGAGAUAAUAUGCCUUUUGGGUCGCCUGGGAAGGGCGAGUUUGGGACUUAUUUUAUUGGGUAUACGCGGAGGCUGUGGGUUGUUGAGAAGAUGUUGGAGCGGAUGUUUGUAGGGGAUCCGCCUGGAUUGCAUGAUCGGAUUCUGGAUUUCUCGACGCCGUUGACGGGGGUUACGUUUUUUGCGCCGUCUGCUAGUUUGUUGGCGAGUUUGGACUCGGAUUGA
Messenger RNA from Penicillium verhagenii, 954 nucleotides. Its product is annotated as Dyp-type peroxidase. The record is from RefSeq and is a predicted model, not a curated record. The transcript has a single exon. Lineage: Eukaryota; Fungi; Ascomycota; Eurotiomycetes; Eurotiales; Aspergillaceae. Gene Ontology annotation, molecular function: peroxidase activity; heme binding. Gene Ontology annotation, cellular component: cytosol. The coding region runs from base 1 to 954 and encodes 317 amino acids.